Messenger RNA from Linnemannia hyalina, 1569 nucleotides. NCBI's taxonomy places the organism in Eukaryota, Fungi, Mortierellomycota, Mortierellomycetes, Mortierellales, Mortierellaceae. The record is from the annotation of a GenBank genome assembly.
AUGUUCCCCGGACAACUCUACAAGACCGAGUCCGGUCGUCUCUUCCACGCAGGCGCAAUCGCCAUUAUUCUCGUCGGACUCCCUGCAAGAGGCAAGACCGCCAUCUCUCGGUCCCUUUAUCGAUAUAUCCGUUGGCUCGGUGUCCAGUCCAAAGUCUUUAGCGUUGGCAACUACCGUCGGCAGAUUAUCGGUGUUGAACUCACCAACGACUUUUUCUCUCCAGCCAACAAGGCCACAGCAGAUAUGCGUCUCAAGAUCGCCAAUGCCUGUCUAGACGACAUGGUCCAGUGGUUCUCACAAGGAGGUCAAGUUGGUAUCCUCGAUGGUAGUAACACAACAGUCGAGCGGAGACAGGAGCUUGUUGAGCGGUUCAAGGCUUGCAAUGUCCAGCCCAUGUUCAUCGAGACUAUCUGUGAUAAUCCUGCCAUUGUUGAUGCCAACAUCCGCAGCGUCAAAGUCUCAUCUCCCGACUACGUCGGAUGGGAUCGCACAGAUGCUGUGAAUGACUUCAAGCGCAGGAUCGCCAACCACGAACCAUUCUACACAACCAUCUCUGAUCUCAGCCUAAGCUUCGUCAAAGUCAUCAAUGCAGGAGAGCGCAUCAUAGUCAACAACGCCCAAGGUUUCCUCCAAAGCAAGAUUGUCUAUUACCUCACGAACCUUCACAUCUCUCCCCGGACUAUCUAUUUCGCCAGGAAUGGAGUGUCACUCCACGAAUACUCAUACAAGGCUGACGCUCCCUUGGCACCGGGAGGACAUCGAUAUGCUGAAAACUUGAAAAACUUUCUCUUGGCUCUUCGCGAAAACACCGCCACGUCGUCUCCGACCUCUUCAUCAACACCCGAAACACAACGGCCACUCACUGUUUGGACAUCGUCUCGCAAACGGAGUUUCCAGACCGCAGCUCACUUUUUGGACCACGAGGAGAUUAUUGUUCGCCAGCGGAGCGUCCUUGCAGAGAGAAACCCAGGUGUUUGCGACCAAAUGACACCAGAAGAGAUUGAGGAGCAAUACCCAGACGAGAUCCUCCGAGCCAAAGCCGACCCUUACCGUCACCGUUUCCCUCGCGCAGAGUCGUACUAUGACCUUGCAAAUCGACUGGAAAUGGUCAUCUUGGAACUGGAGAGGGAAAAGAAUGAUGUCCUCAUCGUUGCACAUGAGAGUGUCCUGCGUUGUCUCUAUGGCUACCUGAACGGACUGCCAGAAUCGGAGAUUCCAAGUCUGGAGAUUCCAGAGGGCGUGUUGUUGGAACUGACGCCGACAGCGUACACAACAGAGGAGAGGCGGCAUAGGAUCCCCGAUUUGGUGGCAAGCGUCAAUUGGCAACAACAGACUGCCAACCUGAUGUGUUUGGCAGGGAAUGUACCUGCUUCACCUAUGUACAUGGGACAGUAUAUGCCCGAAGGCGGCAAGCAGAUCCGACACGAGAGCUCAACAGCGUUUUCGUCAUCGACUUCAUCCCCUUCGUCUUCGACCCCUGGCCUCUCGAUUGCGCCCUCACCUAUCACGUCGGAGCGACAUCGGCAACUCAAGAAUGAAUUCGGUCAGGGACUAGCUCUUGCUGUCUGA